CUUCUACCAGGCAUAUCUGCUUCACGUGAAUCUCACUACAACUGUACUGGAUCGCCAGGAUUGUCUGCCGCUUAGACACUUGUUACUUCUUCGCGACGAUAUCUCGGGACGAAUUCUAGCCCAUAUGGUCGACAUCCUUUGCGCUCAUAGGUUAUCGACUGCUCGCUAGGGAGAGGUUGUCGCAUUUAUGCAAGCAACGUCUCUGACGGUUCAGGAUUUGAAGUCAGGGGUCACUCUCUCACGUAGGAAUUUCAUCCGUACCUACACGAAUCCCACAUAGAUUUAUACGUAAAUCCGUACACAACGUUUCGCCAUUAGCCUGGAUUCUCGUUGCAGCCAAGAUGGUGCUCAUAGCCGCGGUUCGUGAUUAUGUAAACAAGAUGCUUAACGACGUCAGCGGCCCGAAAGUUCUGAUUCUCGACGCGGAAACGCUGCCAAUCGUGAGCCUCGUGCUGACGCAAUCCGAGGUUCUCCACCGAGACGUGGUGCUUGUAGAGAAGGUUGACUCUAAAGGGGGAGGGAGCGGCGGCAGCAGCAGCGGCGGCGGUAGGGGCGAGUCAGGGGGUAGCGGUGCAGAGCCUAUGCCACAUCUUAAAGCCGUUUGCUUUCUGAGGCCGACGGGAGAGAAUGUGAACCACUUAAAGCGGCACCUUAGGAAUCCCCGAUUCGGGGAGUACCACCUGUUCUUUUCCAACAUCCUGAACAGCACGCUCAUCCACGUUCUGGCUGAUGCUGACGCCCAGGAAGCAGUGGUGCAAGUGCAGGAGUACUACGCGGAUUUCUAUGCGCUGGACGCCUUUCACUUCACCCUACACGUACCCCUCAACGUCUACUCCUACGUCUCCGCUACAGUCGACCUCAACAACACGCAGAGGGUGGCCGAGCGCUCAGUGGAUGCUCUCCUGGCGCUCUGCCUGAGCCUCAAGAAGCGCCCGACUAUUCGGUUUCAACGAGGGUCUGAGCUGGCGAGGAGGGUGGCGCAUGAAACAGGGCGCAUCAUGUACGAGGCAGAGAAGCCCCUGUUUGACUUCAGGCGCACGGACGCCCUGCCUCUGCUGCUGGUGGUGGACAGAAGGGACGACCCGGUUACCCCGUUACUCAUGCAAUGGACGUAUCAGGCCAUGGUGCACGAGUUGAUCGGCAUCAAGGACAACAAGGUGGACCUGAGCCACGUGCCAAACAUAAGCCCAGACCAGAGGGAGGUGGUGCUGGCAGCAGGGGAGGACGAGUUUUUCCGGCGCCACAUGAACGACAACUUUGGGGAUGUGGGCAAUGCGGUGGCCAAGCUGGUGAACGACCUGCAGAGCAAGGACAGGCGGAACAAGGGCAUCCAGACGCUAGACGACAUGGCGGCUGUGCUUGAAUCGUACCCCGAGUACCGCCGCCAGGCGGGCAACGUGGCAAAGCACGUGGCGAUUAUGACAGAGCUGCAGAGAGUGGUGGGAGGGAGGAAGCUGAUGGCGGUUUCUGAGGUGGAGCAGGAACUAGCGUGCACGUCGGGGCAGACUGCUGCUUUUGAGGCAGUAGCAGCCAAGCUCUCCUCUCAGGAUGUUGCUGACGUGGACAAGCUGCGGCUGGUGAUGCUGUACGCUCUGCGAUAUGAGCAGGACAGCCCGAGGCACCUGCAGGCGCUGAUAAACAAGUUCAAUGACGUGUGCCGCAACCCCAAGUACAAGGCAGGGCUCAUCUAUACUCUGCUGCGCCAGUUUGGGGUCAAGAGGAGGGUUGCGGACCUCUAUGGUAGCAGGGAUCUGCUUAAUAUGGUUGCCAGGAACGUGAAGCGAGGGCUCACGGGUGUGGAAAAUGUAUACACACAGCACCAGCCGCUCAUAGCUCAGAUCAUAGAUGCGGCCACUAAAGGAAGGCUCAGCGAAGCCGACUACCCCUUUAUCUCAGGCAACUUCCAGCAGUCAAGAACCCAGGAUCUGAUUGUGUUUGUGGUGGGCGGCACAACCUACGAGGAGGCACGCACAGUGGCACUGUUCAACGCGGCCAAUCCUAACAUCCGGGUCGUGCUGGGCGGCACAGCUCUCCUCAACUCAACCAGAUUCAUAGAGGAAGUCUCGGAGCUUAAUCAUCUGGAGGCGUCUGUAGGCUUGGACUAAUAAUGCAAGCUUCAAUAAAGGUGUACAUACGUACCAUACAACCCGGAUGCUGUUAUGGGAUGUUGUGUUGAACUACCUACAUGCUUUUGAAGUAUGCUCGACAGAGUUACCCGUCAGAGUAACGAAGCAAGGGCAUACAGGGUGUUACAGGGUUUGGUGUAGUACUCUCUAAGUGUCAAACAUGUGUAUUUGUCAUGUUUGUAUAGACUGUAUAGGGUAGCCUCUUAGAGGGUACAACACUAAGGUAUAUCUCUGUGUACUCUCACUCUACCAUCAUUCACUUCACUA
This is a messenger RNA of Closterium sp. NIES-67, 2393 nucleotides long. Lineage: Eukaryota; Viridiplantae; Streptophyta; Zygnematophyceae; Desmidiales; Closteriaceae. The record is from the annotation of a GenBank genome assembly.